Drosophila serrata is the source of this 2389-nucleotide messenger RNA. It is a transcript of the gene trc, whose product is annotated as Serine/threonine-protein kinase tricornered. Gene Ontology annotation, molecular function: ATP binding; protein serine/threonine kinase activity. The record is from RefSeq and is a predicted model, not a curated record. NCBI's taxonomy places the organism in Eukaryota, Metazoa, Arthropoda, Insecta, Diptera, Drosophilidae. Gene Ontology annotation, biological process: protein phosphorylation.
AACAUUUUAUUUAUAUAUUUCUCAUCAAUCUAAAAAUGAGGAAAAUUCAAACUCGAUAUAUAUCGAUUGGCUUUCGUGGCCGCGCCAGUGUGUCCCCUUCAACAUACAUAUUUACAUUUGGCGACGAUUAUAGAUAGAGGGAGGAAUUCAGUUCAUAUUUUAACACAAAUUAGCGUGGAAAAGGAAAUUACGGCGGAAAAAGGCGAGAAACGGGCGACAAAAGCAGUGUGUGUGCUUUGGCAAGUGCAUAACUCCUUAACACACACCAACGGACACACAGCCGGGCUGUGAACACACACAGAAACACACACAAAAAAACGGGGCAGCACACAACAAGAACGGAGUAUAGUGCGAAACAGCAAACGCAAUACAAAACACACACGACCGAGGCGACCAGGACUACACACAGCUUAGAUGAUGAGCAGCAGAACGCAGGACGCUGACGGUGCCUCGAUCAGAUUCAGCGACCACACACUGGACAAGGCCACCAAGGCCAAGGUGACGUUAGAAAACUACUACAGCAACCUGGUGACGCAGUACGGCGAGCGGAAGCAGCGCCUGGCCAAAUUGGAGGCGCAGUUAAAGGAUGAGAGCCUGACAGAGUCGCAGCGCCAGGAGAAGCGUCUGCAGCAUGCGCAAAAGGAGACGGAGUACCUGCGUCUCAAACGCCUCCGUCUGGGCGUCGAGGACUUCGAGGCGCUAAAAGUCAUCGGGCGGGGAGCGUUUGGAGAGGUACGUCUCGUCCAGAAAAAGGACACGGGCCAUGUGUACGCGAUGAAGGUGCUGCGCAAAGCCGAUAUGCUUGAGAAGGAGCAGGUGGCUCAUGUACGCGCCGAGCGUGAUGUUCUCGUCGAGGCCGAUCAUCAGUGGGUGGUCAAGAUGUACUACAGUUUCCAGGAUCAGGUCAAUUUAUAUUUGAUAAUGGAGUUCUUGCCUGGCGGUGAUAUGAUGACGCUAUUGAUGAAGAAGGACACGCUAUCCGAGGAGUGCACACAGUUCUAUAUCAGCGAGACGGCACUGGCGAUCGAUUCAAUACACAAACUCGGUUUCAUACACAGGGACAUCAAGCCGGACAACUUGCUGCUAGAUGCUCGAGGCCAUCUCAAGCUCUCCGACUUCGGACUCUGCACCGGCUUAAAGAAGUCACAUCGGACAGACUUUUAUCGGGAUUUAUCGCAGGCGAAACCAUCCGAUUUCAUUGGCACCUGUGCCAGUCCCAUGGACUCGAAGCGACGUGCCGAGUCGUGGAAGCGAAACCGACGCGCCCUCGCCUACAGUACGGUGGGAACGCCAGACUACAUUGCACCCGAAGUAUUCUUACAGACCGGCUAUGGACCGGCCUGCGACUGGUGGUCUCUCGGCGUCAUUAUGUACGAAAUGUUGAUGGGCUAUCCGCCCUUCUGUUCGGACAAUCCGCAGGAUACGUACCGAAAGGUAAUGAACUGGCGCGAGACAUUGAUAUUCCCCCCGGAAAUACCUAUCUCGGAGGAGGCCAAGGAGACUAUCAUCAACUUUUGCUGCGAGGCCGAUCGCCGGCUGGGCUCCCAGCGCGGUCUCGAUGAUCUGAAGUCUGUGCCGUUCUUCCGGGGCGUUGACUGGGAGCACAUACGCGAACGUCCCGCAGCCAUACCCGUCGAGGUGCGCUCCAUCGACGAUACGUCCAAUUUCGAUGAGUUCCCCGAUGUCUCAUUGGAAAUACCAUCGGCGCCCAUACCGCAGGGCGGUGAGAUCGCCAAGGACUGGGUAUUCAUCAACUACACGUACAAGCGAUUCGAGGUGCGGAACUUGGAGUGAAGCUCGAUCGGGAGCUGGAACAGUAAGAGCCAGACCCUCAACCGCAGCAGAAGCAGCUUGAAUGUUGGUCGCCGCACCAUUUGCCACCACAGUCGUCUCUCUAACCACCACCACCAGAUCGCCAAGAGUCGCAUACUCCCCGAUUUUCCCUUUUAAAUGUCUUACCUACAUGUGUAUUUAAAUACUAGCUAACAUUUGUGAUUCCAAACAAAAAGAGAAGAAUACGAGGUGUAUUGUAUGUAAAAAAAGUUUUGCUUAAAGCGUCUCUUCCGGCGCCUCGAGUUAGGUUUAAAAGCUAUACUAAUGUCCCCGAUUUCCUUCCAUUUUGGCUUUGUUUAACACUUAACCAAUUUAAACGUUGUGUUUGUGAACCCGAAAUCCCUUACUUUUGGCAUUUCUUUAUCCCAUAUAUUGUUUACUUCAUUGGGCAGCAGCAAAUUACCCCAUAAAUUUAUUAUUUAGCCAAUUGAGAAAUGUUAUAAACUUUAGGCACGUUAAUUAUGCGUAUAUGUUUUGUAUCGAUUUAUUACGAAUCAAAUUUCUUUUAAUAUAUAGGAAUUAUACCUUAGAACACUCGGAGCGGUUCGAAAAUUUA